AUGGCUCAUCUCCCUACUCUUUUCAAGUAUGUGGACGAACAUCAGGACCUUUACGUGCAGCGCCUGGCGGAAUGGGUGGGUGUCCAGAGUGUGUCCGCCUGGCCGGAGAAGCGUGACGAGAUCAAGAAAAUGAUGCAAAUGGCUGCCAAAGACAUUGAGCGGCUGGGCGGCACGGUGGAGAUGGUGGACGUUGGCAUGCAGAAGCUUCCAGGGGGGGAGGAGAUCCCUCUGCCCCCCAUAAUCCUGGGACGUCUUGGAUCGGACCCAGGCAAGAAAACGGUGUGCAUCUACGGCCACCUUGAUGUUCAGCCUGCCAACAUCGACGAUGGAUGGGACACGGAACCAUUCACUCUGGUGGAGAAAGACGGAAAGCUUUAUGGAAGAGGCUCCACAGAUGACAAAGGUCCAGUGUUGGCUUGGUUUAACGUCAUAGAGGCCUACCAGAAGAUCCAGCAGGAGCUUCCCAUCAACAUCAAGUUCUGCUUUGAGGGCAUGGAGGAAUCAGGAUCAGAGGGCCUGGACGAACUGGUCUUUGCGCGUAAGGACAGCUUCUUCAAGGAUGUGGACUACGUGUGCAUCUCUGACAACUACUGGUUGGGGAAGACAAAACCCUGCAUCACUUAUGGUCUGAGAGGAAUCUGCUAUUUCUUCAUUGAGGUGGACGGCUGUGAGAAAGAUCUGCACUCUGGUGUUUUUGGAGGCUCUGUUCAUGAGGCUAUGACAGACCUCAUCACACUUAUGGGCUCACUGGUGGACAGGAAGGGGAGGAUCUUAAUUCCCGGCAUGUACGACGAUGUGGCUCCCCUGACAGAUGACGAGAGGCAACUUUAUGAUAAGAUCGAGUUCGACUUGGAGGAGUACUGCAAAGACGUCGGCGUAGGACAACUACUGCACAGCACCAAGGAGCAAAUCCUAAUGCACCGAUGGAGGUACCCGUCGCUUUCUCUGCAUGGCAUCGAGGGCGCGUUCUCAGAUGCGGGCGCAAAGACUGUCAUCCCCCGCAAAGUAAACGGCAAAUUCUCCAUCCGUCUGGUGCCGGACAUGGACCCCAAAGUUGUGGAGAAGAAGGUUAUUGACUAUCUGAAAGAGAAGUUUGCCCAACUGCAGAGCCCCAACAAGCUGAACGUGUACAUGGGCCACGGGGCCAAAGCCUGGGUGUCCGACUUCAACCAUCCUCACUACUUGGCUGGUCGCAAAGCCAUGAAGACGGUCUUUGGCGUGGAACCAGACCUGACGCGCGAGGGCGGCAGCAUCCCCGUCACCUUGACAUUCCAGGAAGCGACAGGACGCAACGUCAUGCUUCUUCCCGUCGGCUCCUCCGAUGACGGCGCACACUCCCAGAAUGAGAAAAUCAACAGAUCUAACUAUAUUCAGGGGAUCAAGAUGCUUGGCGCUUAUUUCCACGAGGUGUCCCAGCUGGAGUAG
Molecule: messenger RNA, 1425 nt
Organism: Nerophis lumbriciformis (worm pipefish)
Lineage: Eukaryota; Metazoa; Chordata; Actinopteri; Syngnathiformes; Syngnathidae
Source: RefSeq, a predicted model, not a curated record